This is a messenger RNA of Paraglomus brasilianum, 177 nucleotides long. NCBI's taxonomy places the organism in Eukaryota, Fungi, Glomeromycota, Glomeromycetes, Paraglomerales, Paraglomeraceae. The record is from the annotation of a GenBank genome assembly.
AUGAAAAAGCGAACUAUCGAACAUAUAAAGAUAACCAAGACACUCUGGUGUGUAGAUUAUUACAUAACUCAAACAUCACAAGAAGCGGAUUUUUAUAUGUGGACUGUUGAUUGUAUAAGCGAUAUCAAUUUCUGUGAAAAUGCAUCCAACAAUGUCCACCCUGCAACUUCGAAGUAG